AUGCCUCCACAACAUCACCUAACUGAUCUUCCUCCUGAACUUUUACGGCACAUUCUCGAAUUUCUCAUCAUUGCAAAUCCACUCCUCGCCCGAUCAGAGAAAAAUAUCAAAAAUUUAUGUAACUUGGAAUUAAUUUCUAAACAAUUUGGAGAAAAUUUUCAAAAUUUAUUGGAAAAUUAUUGGAAGAUUAUUUUGUUUCAAUUUAUUAAUCUCCGAUUGGAAGUGAAGAAUGGACGAGAAGUGGUGAAUUCAAUUAAUGUGCAUGAUCAUUGGAAAAAGAAAGACGAAAUUGUGGAGAAAUUAAAGAUGAAAUCGAAUAAGAGAAUUUUUGGAAUUUUGAAGGAGGCAGAAAGGAGGAGAAAGGACCAAUUUUCAAUUUCAGAUCCCUAUUCGAAAAGAGAUGUUUUUAAACUUUGUGUUAGUGGACCAGGAGGGUCAGGUAUUCAUUCCUUCAUCAAUCGAUAUUUAAAUGAUCAAUUCAAUGAACAAUAUGAUUAUUCGUUGGAUGAAGUAUUUUAUAAGAAUGUUCAAUUUAAUGAAACAGAAUUGAAAUUGGAAAUUUGGGAAAAUGGUUUCAGAAAUGAUUAUUACAUGUUUCAUGAAUCCAAAUUGAGAGGAGCUAGAGGAUAUAUUAUACUAUUUUCAGUGAAUUCUCAAGAAGAUGAUUACAAUAUUUUACAAAAAAUCUUUAGAUCAAUUAUUUAUAUUCAUGAUGACGAAUCUAUUCCACUAACAAUUUGCAUUAACAAGAUUGACCGUUUGGAAUAUGAUUCCACGCUAAAUGUAGAGCAUGUUAAGGAGAAAAUUAUCGAACUAUUGAAUAAUUUUGGAAGUUGCAAUUAUGAAAUUAUAGAAACAAGCUGUAAGAAGAAUAUUAACAUUCAAACAGUUGUCGAAAGAGCAAUUGAAAAGGGAUACUUUUUCGAAGGACAUUCCAAGUAUUCAGAAAGAAGGAUUCUAUUAGCUAAGGUGGUCAAAAAAGAUACCAAAAUAUUCGAAUCAGAAACAGCAUGUUCAAUUUCUUGA
Messenger RNA from Naegleria gruberi, 1026 nucleotides. Its product is annotated as ras family small GTPase (RAP-1). Gene Ontology annotation, biological process: signal transduction. The transcript has 2 exons. Lineage: Eukaryota; Heterolobosea; Eutetramitea; Acrasida; Naegleriidae. Gene Ontology annotation, cellular component: plasma membrane. The record is from RefSeq and is a predicted model, not a curated record. Bases 1 to 1026 code for a protein of 341 amino acids. Gene Ontology annotation, molecular function: GTP binding; GDP binding; protein binding.